GCGAUCCGCACUCUCUGCUUAAAGGUAAUCCCUUCAGGGAGCACGGCCGGCGGUCCAGCGCGUGGCUCUCGCUAGAUUGGAAUUUGCAGUGCACCGCUUUUGUGGUUUAUCACACCGGAGUUUUCCGAAGCCAACUGCUUGCCUUCCAAAAAAUGGGCACGCUUCAACUAUCCGACCCGCACCAGGGCAUCAAGGAGGAGGGGACUACUGCUGUACGCUGCCCGCUUUGGCGGCAGGUGCAAGAAGACGCGCGCAACAUGAUGAAAGACGAGCCCGCCCUGGCACGUUACUUUAGGAUGACCCUCCUCACGUACGACACCAUGGAACGGGCCCUCGCGUAUCACUUGGCCUGCAAGCUCGGGAACGACUCCGUGUCGAUGGAGACUUGGGACGAGCUGCUGGCGGACGUGCUGGAGGCACACACGGACCACCUGGGCGUGUUUUUCCGCGCCGAUCUAGUUGCCAUCCUCACGAGAGACCCCGCGGCCGAGGGCCCGGCGCACGCCUUCCUGAAUUUCAAGGGGUACCUCGGCCUGCAAGCAAGCCGCAUCGGGCACGUCUUGUGGAAGGAGGACCGCAAGUCUCUCGCGCUGGCGAUCCAGAGCCGCGUGUCGGAGGUGUUCGGGAUGGACAUACACCCCGGCUGCCAGGUCGGGGCCGGGGUAAUGGUCGACCACGCCACCGGCGUUGUUUUCGGCGAGACGGCCGUCGUGGGCGACAACUGCACGCUCCUGCACGGCGUGACUCUCGGCGGCACGGGAAAGAGCCGCGGAGACCGACACCCCAAGCUGGGCUGCGGAAUUUUAGUUGGCGCCGGCUCCAUGAUUCUAGGAAACAUCAGCGUGGGGGACGGCUGUAAGGUAGCGGCCGGGUCCGUGGUACUCAGAAAUUUACCCGCCCAGGUCGUGGCAGCAGGAGUGCCGGCGAAAAUCAUCGGUGUCGCCACAGAGGGAAAGCCAUCGGAAACCGUGGACCAAAACCUCGAGCACGUACGGUACCACAGCAGGGGUGGAAACGGAAACGGCAAGCAGAAUGGGAAAAGUGGCGGUUCAGGGACGGGUGGGGCGGGGGCACCCGAGGACUCGCGAACCGACCCGCGCCGAGGGACUUUGGGCAUCCGAGGGAUCGAAGCCAAGAAGCGCAGCUUCUUGUGAUAAAUGACAGAAAUCGCUGUCGUUUUUCUGCCAAGCGGAGUACAAUGUGUCGCUGUUGUUUGUGGGGUUAGGCGCCACAAAGUGUUUAUUCGUUUUUGUUCCUUGGUUGUAUUGUCGAAACUGGGGAAGGGUUCUUCAAGCGGAGAAGUGAAGAGGGGGGCAUGCAGCAGCUACGACUGCCCUCAAGGACCUUGGCUCGCGCUGCAUUCACCAGUCGUAGUGUGUAUGCAAAUUAGUAUUUGGCAUCUGCAAGGUCGCUCUUUCAAGUCAUGUGGUAGUGAAUCGGGAAAGGAUACCCCUCCUCCCUCAGUUCACAGCCCAGCUUCGCCAGAAGCCACAACGUGUUGGGUCCUCAGGUACUGCUUUCUUGUCGCAGGAGGUGUUUGUGUUGUCUGUAUCUGGGUGCAGGCUGGCCGCGGUAGGUCGAUUGUCGUGUUGCUCAUCGUGUACGCGGCUCAGCUUGCGGCAUCUGUCGCCCCAGCUCUAAAACUCGCGAGAGGGGAGGAUGUUGUGCAUUUGGUUCAGAAGGUGGGCGGCAUGUUUGUUACUUAGCUCGGUUGUAGCCGUGAGUGUACAGGGUAGAACUAGUCUCGGCAAGCUUGAGCUGAAUAUUGUAGUUUCCAGGCCCCCAGGUAAAAUCUGGACGCGAUUUUUGUAUCUUGUCUCGCCGCCAGUCCUGCAUGAUGUCCGGAGGGUGAGUUUCAUAAGGUGAUGGCGCCAUCCAGCGUGAUGUAUUCGUUCGUGUAGGUAGCUGGAUGCAACAGGACAAGGAUGGGCCGUGUUGCGUAGACUUAUGACAAACAAAUGUACCAUGUAGUACCCGUCGGAUCAGACGUAGCUGUUACAGCUAAAGAGGUUUUUGAAGCAUGCAUCUUGUGUUGUUUUGUGCAUCAACCAGACCCAUAAUAACUCGGUGGUUUACAAGCCCAAUGAUGCCGCAGCUGCAGCCUCUGCAACAUUAACCGCCGAAACUCCGAUGCGCUGCAGAAAUUCGAUUGAAGUUUCCUUUGAGAAACCUCUUUGGCCUACCACACGCCCUUUGAUUUUUUCUUUAGGCGGGUGUAGGAAGCGUCCUCCCUUAUUUUAGUUUUUGUUUUAUGUUGAUCGGUUUCCGAGGGCUGUUUUCUCGAACGGUCGGUGCGAUACCUGUUCUUUUCUUCCUAUCAUUUUGUUUUCUUUAUCCGAGUGGUUUGUACCCUAUUU
Ectocarpus sp. CCAP 1310/34 is the source of this 2357-nucleotide messenger RNA. NCBI's taxonomy places the organism in Eukaryota, Phaeophyceae, Ectocarpales, Ectocarpaceae. The record is from the annotation of a GenBank genome assembly.